UAGACAGACAGACAGACUAAACAGCAGACGAUUUGGACAUGUCCACUUCAGAGGAAGAUUGUCCUGUAUGCAGGGAAAACAUACAGAAUCCUUCUCAACCAUCUUCAUGCUGUGGAAAAGUAAUUUGCCAGCGAUGCCUCAGUCAGUCUUUUCGAUACAGGGCUCAUUGUCCACACUGCAGAAGCUCAGUAGGCAACCGUGAUUAUGCAAAUAAUCCAUUCCUACCUCCUGGUAGGAGGAGGCAUCUGCACCCAAUCCUGCCAGGGGAUUUUAAUUCAAGAAGACCUGUUGGUGCAAACAUACAUACCCUCUUCGGCCAACUUCGAGAUUCACUGGGACAACAGGCAGACACUGCUGCUCAAGCCAGUCCACCCAAUCAGGCUGCAGUGCCACCCACCCCACAGAAUCAAGCCCCUUCCCCUUUAAUUUCCUCUGCACGGCCCGUUCCUAUGCCUCGGAUCAGAGCUCCACUUGCAAAUGUAAUUGCUGCCCCACAACUUGCACCCAUUACUGUUGCCCCAAGUGGUCUUAUCCAAGUCCUCCUGCCACCUGCCCCAGCUCCACUGCCGCUAAACCCCGCCCCAUCCCAGGAUAAUGUGCAGGCUGCAAUGGAUGAAUGGCCAUGGCAAACGGAGAUCACUCUAAUGGAGAUUAAUCCACAACCACAGGGUUUAACUGUGAGGACUUUUGUGUGUCCGUACUGCCAGGAGAAUGGACUGGAUGAACUUGAUCUACGUGAUCACUGCAAUGAACAUCAUGCCAAUGACAGCAAACGAGUGGUGUGUCCAGUGUGUGUGCAGACGCCCCAUGGUGAUCCACAGUACUACAGCCGCAACUUCAUUGGCCACCUCAACCUGCGCCACUGCUACUACCUGGACGAUAUAACUAAUCUCAACCAGACUGAUGAGAUGAACAUUCAGUGUGCAAUUCUAGCAUCAUAUAGGGACAGUUUUUAAACCUCAUUUUCAAAAAGAUGACAGCACAGUUCUCAGGUGUUUUUCUGGACAACAUGUUAAAAAAUGCUUGGGAAGAAGAUUCUGAACCACAAGGACAUAAACUAUUGAGAAAUCAGUCAAAGAAAUUGUAUAUUGAGGAUGCUAUAUUGAUGUAUUUGACCAAUGUUAUGUAAAAAUAUAAUAUGUGUAUAUGUUGGAUUUUUUUUUUUGAUUGAAAUGAUUUUAGAGCAACAGAAAAUGCUUGAUUAUCUGAUUAUGAGAUAGUUUAAGAGGUAAUGCAUUUUCAUAUGCUAUCUGAUGCAUCUCAGGUAUUGAUCAUGCCUUUAAAAUUACUAGUAAUGGUUUAUCUGCCAAAAACUUUUUGUACAAUUGAACUCUUCUUGCACUUUCUUUUCAGAUAAAAUAUUUAUUGCAUGUACUGUACACUUAUGUUUGUGAUAUUGUUCGUGGGAUUUACUUCGUGGGGAAAAUGUUUGAAUGAAGGGGUCAAGUGACAUCAGGCUCUGUAAAUCUAUUUAUGCUGCAACCCCAUGUAAAAAAAAAAAAAUGCAAUAAAAGUUUGAAUACAAUAAUCUACUGUGAAAAAGCUCAUUUUUCAUCAGAGACUGCAGAAAAUGUGUGCAAUUAAAGAAAUAGUUUACUCAACUAUGAACAUUUACUGAAAAUUGACUCACCCUA
This is a messenger RNA of Sinocyclocheilus anshuiensis, 1634 nucleotides long. It is a transcript of the gene rnf125, whose product is annotated as ring finger protein 125, E3 ubiquitin protein ligase. The transcript has 8 exons. NCBI's taxonomy places the organism in Eukaryota, Metazoa, Chordata, Actinopteri, Cypriniformes, Cyprinidae. Gene Ontology annotation, molecular function: ubiquitin protein ligase activity. Bases 39 to 956 code for a protein of 305 amino acids. Gene Ontology annotation, biological process: protein polyubiquitination; ubiquitin-dependent protein catabolic process. The record is from RefSeq and is a predicted model, not a curated record.